This is a messenger RNA of Cottoperca gobio, 1403 nucleotides long. Its product is annotated as mannose-binding protein C-like. The transcript has 5 exons. Gene Ontology annotation, cellular component: multivesicular body. The coding region runs from base 157 to 813 and encodes 218 amino acids. The record is from RefSeq and is a predicted model, not a curated record. NCBI's taxonomy places the organism in Eukaryota, Metazoa, Chordata, Actinopteri, Perciformes, Bovichtidae.
CCCAUAAAAAUAUGUUUCAUCUGCUUUUAAUUUCCUGUGGACUGGAAUUUUUGAAUUUGAACUAUUUUCUUUAUCACUUUUUUGUUUGGAAGCAGCAAAGAAGCAGCACAUCCAGUUCACUCUCCGUUUGUACUAUUUCAGUUCUGCAUUCAGAAGAUGAGGCUGUGUCUCCUUUUCUUCGUCCUCUGCUUGAUGGCUCCUAUUGGAUACGGUCAGGAUGAAGCUCGUCUUGGAGAACAUGGAUCAAGGGGGUUCGUUGGAAAACGGGGUCCUCCUGGAUUUCUAGGUAAUCCGGGUAUGAAAGGGGAACAGGGGGUUGCAGGAAAACCUGGACCUCGUGGACCACGAGGAAUAUGUGAACGAGAUAUCGUUGGUUCUGUUAGAAAGGACGUGGAUACUUUAAAGAACAGCUUUGCAAAGUUACACCUGGCUAUAAACUAUGACUUUGUCCGGAGAGUUGGUCAGAAAUAUUUUGUGUCGUACAAGAAGAGAGAGUCUUUCUCCAGGGCUGUCCAGUUCUGCUCCCAACAAGGCUUAGAGCUGGCUUUGCCCCAGAACGAGGAGGAGAACAACAUACUGACUCAGUUCUUUGGGGAAGAUCUCACUACAGCUUGGAUCAACGUCAACAAUAAAAAAGCAGAUGGGAAUUUUGAGGUUGAUAUGAAAAACCAACCUCUGACCUUUACCAAAUGGGGAGAAGGGCAGCCAGACAAAUCCAUCCAGGACACAGGCUGCACCAUGCUGACAGAAAACGGUGUCUGGAAAGUGACACAUGAUUGUUCUCUGAAUGCUUACAUCAUUUGUCAGAUAUAGAAAGGUCUUGUAUCCCUUUUGAGUCUUACUUUAAUUGAACUUUUUAUGUCCUAUAGGCUAUGUGUCUUAUGUUGUAUAACUGUCUUAAAUGAAAGUGACUGGCAGGAAAAGUCAUCCUUUUGUAAUCUCACAUAUUAAAAUCUGUGAAUUAAUAAAUCAAAAUGUCAAAUGCUUAAAUAAUCCAGUCUUGAGGAAAAUAGCUUUUAGUUUGUAAAAUGUUUGCUGUGUAACUUUAACUGUUUCCCAAAACAUCUUGGGAAUCUGACCAUCUAAUUCAGAAUCAAAUAGCGCGUGCACGAUGUAAUCGCAAUGCUUUGGUAUAAAUCUAUGCACAGACUUCAUCUCACCGAGAAGAAAGAAAGAAGCUAGAUAGAAGCUGCAAAUAGAGACUAUUUCUGUCAACAUAAGGUGUUUGUCACAUUAGAUGUUCUGUCCCUGUUUCCGUAAGUGUACUGUACCGUCGGCCAAUAGCAUUUAGCAAGAGCAAGUUUGCAGUCGGUUAGUUGAGGGAGCGAGCAUGUGUGUGCAGUGAGUAGGAAGUCAGCGGUGACGUAGCCGUGUAGUGCUUGUACAGUUUAUUUGUCUGUAAA